Messenger RNA from Gigantopelta aegis, 1315 nucleotides. RefSeq names its product ADP-ribosylation factor 1-like. Gene Ontology annotation, biological process: vesicle-mediated transport; intracellular protein transport. NCBI's taxonomy places the organism in Eukaryota, Metazoa, Mollusca, Gastropoda, Neomphalida, Peltospiridae. The transcript has a single exon. Bases 78 to 623 code for a protein of 181 amino acids. The record is from RefSeq and is a predicted model, not a curated record. Gene Ontology annotation, molecular function: GTP binding; GTPase activity. Gene Ontology annotation, cellular component: cytoplasm; plasma membrane.
UUUCUUUCCGCAUCCGCCAUUUUAGUGUGUGUUGGCGUACGGGAGUUUCUUUUGCGAAUUUCUGGAAACUAGACAAGAUGGGAGGUUUUGCUAGUUUACUAAAAGGACUUUUUGGGAAGAAGGAAAUGCGAAUAUUGAUGGUUGGUCUUGACGCUGCUGGUAAAACAACCAUUUUAUACAAAUUAAAGUUGGGCGAGAUUGUAACGACAAUCCCCACGAUAGGAUUUAAUGUUGAAACUGUCGAGUACAAGAACAUUAGUUUCACGGUAUGGGAUGUUGGCGGACAAGACAAAAUCCGACCUCUAUGGAGGCAUUAUUUCCAGAACACUCAAGGUAUCAUAUUCGUCAUUGACAGUAAUGAUCGGGAACGUAUUGCAGAAGGCCGAGAGGAGCUCACUCGAAUGUUGGGUGAAGAUGAACUGCGUGAUGCCGUGCUUUUGGUUUUCGCCAACAAACAGGAUCUGCCGAAUGCCAUGAAUGCUGCCGAGGUAACAGAUAAGCUUGGUUUGCACGCUUUGAGAGGCAGGACGUGGUACAUCCAGGCAACAUGUGCCACCAGUGGUGAUGGACUGUAUGAAGGUUUAGACUGGUUAUCAACAAUUUUGAAAAAUAAAAGUAAAUAAAUACUGACGGUUAUAAUUAACAACUGAACUCAUCCUCUGGGACCACACGCAACAUUGUCCUCAAGAACAGUUAAUUUAAUUGUUCACACAAAUAACCUACAUGUUUUACGCAAACUUCAGUGAACUUUCAUCAUGUGGUUAUUUUUUAUUUAUUUCCAUAACUGAAGUUUCAUGUUCUGCCACAAAGAACACUUGGCAUGUGGGAUGACGUGCUGCGCUAAUGAACAUUGUAUAAACAAAAACUUGACAUUAUUUUAAUUUUCAUUCAGCAAAGGGAAAUAAUUAGCUACCAACAGUUCCAUUUACCUUGUUGUAAAUAUUUAUUACUCGUGUAUCUAUUGGUCUGCUUCAUCUUUUGGUAUAUACCAGCCACCAGUAUAAGUAUGAUUGUAAAAUUUUAGAAAUUUAUGUUGAAUUGUACAUUGAUUGCAGUAUGUUUGAGAAUAUGUAUACAUAUGAAUACGAGAUUUCUGCACAUAAUCAUUGUAAACUAAGGGAAAAUGGAUGGGAUAAAAUACUGAUUGUCAGUUAUUUAAUAAAUUUAAAUGAUUUACAUUGUUUUAUGUUUUAGUGUAAUUUUUUUAAAUGAUAUUUCAAUCAAAAUGUUUCUAUAUUCAUUCAUUACUUUCAAGCAUUCUACAUUAUGUGUACCAAUUUUCAAGUUGGGAAUAAACAAAAUUAUUUCAAUAGUU